Messenger RNA from Colletotrichum phormii, 731 nucleotides. RefSeq lists its product as uncharacterized. Bases 136 to 636 code for a protein of 166 amino acids. The record is from RefSeq and is a predicted model, not a curated record. NCBI's taxonomy places the organism in Eukaryota, Fungi, Ascomycota, Sordariomycetes, Glomerellales, Glomerellaceae. The transcript has a single exon.
AUUGGCCACGCCCACUACCCGUCAUGAACUCCUCUCCCCAGUCACCUUUAUCCCUAUGGAUACUUGCUAAGUUGGUAUACUGAGAAUAACCCCCUGCCUUUUCUGCCAUGUAUCCAUAUUUACCUUGUUGCCCUAAUGUACCAUCCACUACCAACCACAACCUGUCCGCGCCUUUUCUCAGCCAUUCUUGGCUCUCCUGUUGUACUGCAACCUGAGCGAGAGCCGACCCAAAAAGACUCUGCCGAGUUGCGAAGUAGGCAGGCCAUUGUCAUCGCCACACUGGGUAUUCCUGGCCGCUUCUGGGCGUUUCAUCUUUACUCCCCACGCCAAUUUCCUUCUCUGCCUUACCGCCUCUGGACCACUACCCUAAUCCAACCAUUUGCGAUAACAAGGGCAUGGCAUAAGCUCCUCCUUGCCCAUUGCAGCUCGUCGCCUGCUCUCGGCAUAGUAUCCUUGUCGUCCUGCUCCCUUGUCCCAGCACAAGGUUGUUCCUCCCGAUGUGCGUUGGCCAGACCGUCCCAUGCAAGAACUUCUCCUGGCCGUAUAUAUAGAGGCGACCCAGCCUCGCUGCCCGUUGGCCUCUAUGUGCUUUUACCGCCUCUCUCGUUCUCUACCGCACCCACUUUCACUCACUAGGCCAAGUGCCGUUACAUUCCUUUCUUGGUGAUUACAUUAACUUGAAUAUCAUCGUCCAUUCACUUUCAUCCCCUGAACGCUCGCAAGUAGACGAG